Messenger RNA from Callorhinchus milii (elephant shark), 4030 nucleotides. RefSeq names its product protein HEG. The record is from RefSeq and is a predicted model, not a curated record. NCBI's taxonomy places the organism in Eukaryota, Metazoa, Chordata, Chondrichthyes, Chimaeriformes, Callorhinchidae. The coding region runs from base 252 to 2060 and encodes 602 amino acids. The transcript has 12 exons. Gene Ontology annotation, molecular function: calcium ion binding.
AGACAGACAAGUCAGACAGACAGACAGACACAGAAACAAGUUUGGGGAAAGGAUUUCCCAUUUGUUUCCCACCCACACCUUUUUUUUCCCCCCUUUCACGAAUCCAGUCUGCAAUCGUUUGUGGUCGUUCCUUUUGCUCUCCAGAAAACAAACCACCAAACCUUGAACCCCCCCCAAACCCACCCCCCAAAACCCCCACAGACACACAGACACAGACACCCCCCACCCCCCCCCAACAAAACCCAGGAAGGAUGGCCAGAGGCACAGUGACUCUCUUCUGCUUCUCCCUCGUUUGCCUUCUCUGCUGUUCUCUGACACUCCAGGAUUCCAGCACUGUCACAGUCGCGGUCGCACAGAAUUCGACCAAACAACCGCCUACGACAACUGCCGAGAAAACCUCGAGCAAGGUUGAGGGGGACACUCCUUCGACUUCCAGUCCUACGCAGGAGGCGAAAUCGACUCAGGCGAGCUCGCUCAAGGAUACCACGCUCACAAAGCCCGCUCCGCAAGAAGAUAGGAGCAAUACUUCGGAGGGACCCAAAACAGCCUUCAAUUCAACGUCCUGCCCAAACACUUCACUCAGCACGUCCGCCCUCGCAACUGUCACCCCAAGUGAAGUGAACACUCCCGCCCCAAGUGAAGCGAACACUCCCGCCCCAAGUGAAGCGAACACUCCCGCCCCAAGUGAAACGAACACCUCGGUGCCCACCUUCACGCUGACCCAUUCAGAUCAGACGUUUUCCUUAGUGACCUCCAAGGACAACACGACGCUUCAGAAUGCCACCACCGCUAACAAUACCACGACCCCCGUUUCAGUCGCAGGUGAGGCGACGAGCAACGUGACUGCUUCAGCCGCUGGUUCGUCAGCGAACGCGACCGUGCUUCUGCCGAAUUCUUCCUCCACCGCCAUUCCUAUGGUGGCUCUGAUCCCCGCAAACGCAACCAACGAGUCCAACACGAGUGAGGUGGUGACACCGAGGCCUGAAACGUCCGCUUCCGUCUCACCCGGGAAGGUGUCCCAGUCCUCGAGCACCACCCUUCAGCCUGCAGAUCACUGUGCAAAGACAACCUGCCCUCCGUACAGCAAGUGUCAGAAUCUCUACCUGUCGUUCACCUGCAUCUGCCCUCCUGGUCUUGCCUUCAGCUUAAACGACAGCUGCUUACCAGCCAGAAUCUUCCCGGGAACUUUGCACUUGAAAAAUAAAAAGUUCUCCGAGGCGAUGAAGCAAAAGAAUUCUAAGGAAUUUCAUUCCCUUGCCAACAAGAUACAGAAUUUGAUGAAGAACAUUUUUGCAGAUGAGCCUAACUACCUGAAGUCGAUCGUACGGAAGUUGGAGAAGGGAAGCGUCGAGGUCCAUUUGGACACCCUAUUCGGACUUGCGUCGAAAGUCACAGAAGAUUCAAUCCAUCGAAAGAUCAACAAUUUCAUUAAGAACUGUACAGACUGUGGCCCUCUGUCGAUAGGAGACACUUACUCCGGUGAAAGCAUUUGUCAUAGAAACUACUGCGAUAUUAAUACCACAAAAUGCAAAAACAAAGAUGGACUGGUUUCCUGCGACUGCCUCCCUGGCUACUACAAGUUCACUCCGUCUGAUCGAAGCUGCAAAGCGUGUACCAGCGGAUUCAAGCUCGUGAAUGGAAUCUGCGUAAAGUGCCCGUUUGGAUACAGAGGAUUUAACUGCAACGAAUCUUUCUUGCUCGCGGUUGUGGUGAUCUCGUGCGUCCUCGGUUGUCUGCUGCUCCUGUUCGUUCUGAUCGCUGCUUGUCUCUGGUGCAAAAAGAGUACAAGUAACUCCUCGUGUGGCUCACAGGACUACGUGAUGUGGCCUAAAGCAGAUGUGCCAAAGAUCCCCCGUGUUACGAUGAACUGGGAGUCUCACCAGCUCGAAAUGCAGGAGAACGGAAGCACCAACAGCCUGACUGACAGCGGGAGGACCGCUGAGAAGACGGAGGGCUUGAAGACCUUCAAAGGAAAGCAACCAUCUCGAUAUACGUACCUCUGUCAGGGCCAGGAGAAUCCUUAUUACAUAAGUGACGAGAAGAAGUCGGAAUACUUGUAAAGUGGAGAGAGAGAGAGAGGGAGGAGGAUUGAACUUUGGGGGUGUCAGUGGUGGAGAGGCAUCUAGUUUCAUUGUAAAUAACCUUGUGUUUGUGCUUCAGGCGCACAUCACAUGAAAAGCUACUGGAAGAAAGGAAACGUUUAGAAUUUUGUACAAUUUCGACGGAGUUCUCGGAAAGUCUUGCGGUGACGCUUAUUGCAAAACAAAACCUGGUUCGUUGUCUCAGGCAGGUUUUGAGGGUUUGGGACCCUCCAGGCUACCGAAACCUGCGUUUGGCUACUUGAUCUCAGAUGCUACGAGCCGCUUCAUGGCUCCUCUUUGCCUCUUCUACUCCCCUUUCCCCUUCGCCACACAGUCUCUGUACAUAUAUACAGUAUAACAAAAGCUUUCUGACUGUCUCGGUCUUAAAAAAUGUAUCGUUAUCCACAUGAGAUGAUGGGGAGCGUUGAACGUUGAAUGCCGUUCGAUAUUGGGGGUUCUUGUGACUAGUCACUGGAGGUGUCAGUAUCUUGCGAUGGCGGAGGGGGGGGGGUGUGGGGAGCUGAGCUAUUAGUAUGUCCAUUUGUCUCAGAACGUACUGAAGUGUCACUCUUUUUAAAAUUAGUUUUGAGCACCAACACCCACUCCCAAAAGUCCCAUCUUGGCUGUUGAGCUUCACAAGGAAGGCAGUCAGAGACGGCAAGGAAAUGGAUUCCCAAAUAACACACCGCGGCCAUUUUAAGAAUGAGUUCUUCUCCCCCUCCACCCCCCCACCCCAAUCACCCACCCACCCACCCUCAACGCAUCUCGUUUCCGAAAUAAAACUCCCAACUAAGUUAUUUUUCACUUAAUUUAAAGACAAGUUUGGUUUGUGCCGACAUUGCCCUCUUCCCUCCCAUAUGGGUAUUGCACCUGCGCAGGGAUUGGUUUCGUUUGAUGCCGACGUUAAUUGCGGGAAAUAGUUCCUGAGCCCGACGUUGCGGGGAGAAAACCCGAGCCAAGUUCUUUGAAACCGUUUGAUUUGGGUGCUUCGGCCACCAAGGGUUGGAACGUCCCAAUGCGGUUAACGUUGUGAAUUGAUGACUUUGGGUUAGCGAUGCGGACGGGAAGACAAACGUGGAUUAAAAAACAGCGGCUAAUCGGGGCAUUCAUUCAGUGGACAACAACAAACGGGUUCCUGGAAACUGAACGAGUGUUUGCGUAGGGAAAGGUUCCCCGUAUAUUCAACAUGCCCUUUGUCACUCCUGUUUGAAGAUGGUCCGUUUUCUUGCCAACAGAAAUAAAUUCAACCUUCAAAGCGUUGCACCCCUUUCCUGGGUGAAAUCCGUCAUUAUUCCCUCGAGGCACUGUGGAAAGUUGGCAUUCCAUCAAGAUUUGAAAUUCGAAUUCGAAUAGUCUGGGACUCUAUUUUGUCUUUGAAUUUCGGGUCGAGUGGAUCUUUUUCUUUUGUCUCAAAACCGGAAGCCGUUUUUUUGAUCCUUAGAGAAAAAUUUUAAUUAACGCUGAGGUUUUAAGGAUUCUCCCCAAGUUUUUAAAUUUUGAGCGAAAAUGUCUUACGAGAUAAGAGUGAGUGGAAUUUCAGACGCCUGUAUCGGAAGAUAAUAUAUAACGUAUUAACUUUUGUGCCCGGCAUUGUAAAGCUUUCCUUUUGAUUGAAUCUGUAGUUUCAAUGUUACUUUAAUGAUUUUCUUUCCCAGUCUUCGAUUUUCCCUUGAAAGUGAAGGUGAAAGGUCUUUCGUUUAGUUUAGCAAGUUCUGCUUAGUCCGGUUUCUUUUUAAUUGUUUUUAAAUAAAAAAAUAUAUAUAGAGAGAGAGAGCGAGAGAGAGAGAGAGAGAGAUCCUUCUGAUUGGAACCGUCAACAUUCCACGACUUAGGAGCUGUCAAAUUUUAAAAGUGUCGCAAGUUAAAAGUUUGCAAAAGCAUGAUGAUAUGAUUUGUAAGAAAUGCCAAGCUUAUGAUUCUUCUGAAUAAAAAAAAUCUAGUUCAUCGUG